Molecule: messenger RNA, 2146 nt
Organism: Caenorhabditis sp. 36 PRJEB53466
Lineage: Eukaryota; Metazoa; Nematoda; Chromadorea; Rhabditida; Rhabditidae
Source: the annotation of a GenBank genome assembly
AUGCCGGAAUUCGAUGAUCAGUGCUCCUUGUUCAUAGACCCUGUGAGUGAAAGAAACCCGAUAGCAUUAGUUGAAAUAUUGUUCAGGAACUUAUUGUGAACGAGAAGAGCCUGACGGAGCAAACGAAGUAUGUGGACCAGCUGUGCUCUCUCACUACAAAACAAUCAGAUGAGCCUACAAACGCGGUUUGGAUAUUGAUGCGUUUACUAGCGAAAAGUUUGUUCAUUCUCAGGAAAUAACGACAGUUCUCGAAGUUGUUUUCUGGAAAUGCCUGUUCAAAUUGACACAGCGCUCAUCUGCCUAUAAAACGUUUGUAGACGAGAUCAAAAAGAAUGAGGUACCACUGUUUUGUUUCUCAAUUUCUAGUAUCAGAUUGACACGUUUCAGACAAUGUUCAAGUUCUUUAAAGCCAACACAGUCAUGUUGGAUUUCAUCGAAAAUGAGGACACAAAAAUUGUCGUGAGAAAAAGUUCGGAUUUCGAUAAGAAGAAAACGUUCUGGUUGGAAAACAGUAAGUCAAUUCGGAUUCUGUAUAGAAAAUGAUUCGCUUUUUUCAGUUAAAAUUUUGCCUGUGACAACAGCGAUACAGGAACAUUUAAAAGUGAAAGAGUUGUACCCAAAGAAAUCUCCGAAAGUUGAGAAAUCUUCAGCCGGUAACGAAAUUGUUGUGGUGGACGUCGUAGAAUCAGAGAGAAGUUUGGACUCACUCUGUCAGCCAAACAAUACAGAUGAAGCAUCAGGGGAACAUGUGAAGUCUACCAUGUUGGAGAGGGCUGAGCAGAAAGAAGAGCCGGUAAUGACAAAAAGUGCCACUUACGAGGAACAAAUGGCGAACGUCUUGGCUGAAUUGAACGUUGGAACUACUGAAAGUGAGAAAAGAGUGAAGAAUAUGUUCGAGCAAACUGCAGAACAGAGUUAGUUUAUUAAUAGAGAGCUGAGAUUGAAAUAAUCGUUUUCAGAGAAAGAACAAGAUGAGUAUUCGAAGAAGUUGAGUGAAUGCAUGAAAAAGGAUGAGAAAGAGCAAGAUGAACUACACAGAAGACUAAUUGAGGAACUCGCGAGCAAUCUGAGCGAAACUCAAAAGUAUUUUGAGAAAAAGGCAGAGGAACGAGAGAUUUUUGAGCAGGAAAUGGAAAAACGGGAGAGGCAAACCGAGAGAGAAUGGAGAAGGAGUUCAGAGAGAAACUGAAAGAGCAAGAGAACGAACAUCAGGAAAUGAUUGAGAAAUUGCGAAGGGAAAGGGAAGAAAUGGAGGUUAGUUGCCGUUGAUUUAGAAAGGAAAACUAUUCACAUUUUUUUUCAGAAAGAAUCGGAUCGGCGUCGAGAAGAAGGUCUAAGAGAACUUCGUGAAAGAUCGCGUGUUUUCUGGCAAUGUGUCCGUCUUCAGCAACAGUUUGAAAUGAAAGAGGAAGAGUGGGCGGAUUGGAUCAAACUGCUGAGAACGUCGGUUGCACGGGCCAAGGUUCAGUUCGGAAAGUUCGAGAACGCCCUUCAUACCUGUGCCAGACUGAAUGACUUUGACAAACCGUUGAUCGAAGUGAGUCCGGAGACGAACACAAUUGAAUCAAAUGUGUGUUCAGAUGGAACUUUCUGCUCUUUAUCAAAAAACGCUCUUAGCGUAUGACACUCUGUACGACGCGUUUUUCACUCUGAAAGAGAUUUCCAAUGAAUUUCCGGACAGAAUCUUUGUUAGAAUUAUGCAAAGAAAUGUGCAAGAAGUUUGCAACGCACUAUUCGUCGUUCUCCGCAAUCUGGAGAAAACUCGCGUUUGUUAAAAUUGCAGUUAGAUACAAAUAUAAGUAUUCAGGACGAUGACAAUCUGCUUGAUAUUGUAAAGCCCUUGUUCCAAACUUUUGAUGCAUCGAAUCUCUACUCUACGUGGAAACUUCGCGAUCUCUCAAAGACUGCUCAAUCGGAAGAUUAUGCGGUCAUUGAAGAUCCAAUAGUGUACGCUAUGAAGUCUGCAACAAAGAUCGCCGAAGUGGUAGAAGAAAGUGAGAUUACUGAGAACGACGAGAAGACGACUACCGCCGGACAAAACAACGAUACUGAAGGUAAGAGGCAGAACACAAAUAAUAGAAAUGAAGUAACAAAGGUUGCAGGAAAGACGGAGCAAGAGUGUGAAGAUUUGCGGCAAAGUCAAUGA